CUGGCGCACAGUCAGCCACGGUCCCAGCCUGCCCCGCGCCGGCCAACGAGAGCAAGCCCAGUGACUCACCUCCGCCGCGCUAACUCCUCGCUAGCUCUUCCUCUCACACACGCUCACACCCGGUUCGAGAUGGCGGCGGCAGCGGCAGCAGCGGGGGACUCCGACUCCUGGGACGCGGACACGUUCUCCGUGGAAGAUCCCGUGCGGAAGGUGGGGGGCGGCGGCACUGCUGGCGGGGACCGAUGGGAAGGCGAGGACGAGGACGAGGACGUCAAGUUAGAAGAACCUGAAGAACCUAAAGUGCUAACACCAGAAGAACAAUUAGCAGAUAAACUGCGGCUAAAGAAAUUACAGGAAGAGUCAGACCUUGAAUUAGCAAAGGAAACUUUUGGUGUUAAUAAUACAGUUUAUGGAAUAGAUGCUAUGAACCCAUCUUCAAGAGAUGACUUCACAGAAUUUGGAAAGUUACUAAAAGAUAAAAUUACACAAUAUGAAAAGUCACUAUAUUAUGCCAGUUUUUUGGAAGUCUUAGUUCGAGAUGUGUGUAUUUCAUUGGAAAUUGAUGACUUGAAAAAGAUUACCAAUUCAUUGACUGUGCUUUGCAGUGAAAAACAGAAGCAAGAAAAGCAAAGCAAAGCCAAAAAGAAGAAGAAAGGUGUGGUUCCUGGAGGGGGAUUAAAAGCCACCAUGAAAGACGAUCUGGCAGAUUAUGGUGGUUACGAUGGAGGAUAUGUACAAGACUAUGAAGACUUCAUGUGACAUUUUAUCUUCUGGUGUCUUCUUUAUGUUGCCCACAAUCCCUUCAACAUGUAGCACAAUUUCCUUUCCUUUCAGUUCUGCCAAAUGCUACAAUCCAGAAGUGCAGUAUCUUUUGUGCUGGUUAUUAACCCCUUGACACUUAGGUGCUAAUGUGCGAAUGAGGGAACUUGGAUCUUGCUGCCAAGGGGUUAAAAUUGGGAGCCUCAGUUGCUACUAAAUCAUAGUUCAAAACAAAACAAACCUAAUAAUGUUGUCACUGUUGCUAUCUGAUUCCAUAGCAGCAGUCACUAAAUUGGAAACAAAAGGAUGUGAUAUGAUAAAAAAAAAUUGUGUAGUAUUUACCAGCACCAUUCAGUAAUACAGCCUUAACCAUACCUCCUUGAACUACUUCAUAACUUGUCAAGAAAAGCAGUUUGCAGCAAGGGCAUGUGGUGUGCACCUAGUAUUAAAAUUGCUUUGUCUUAAAAUUGAGCGUGAGGAUAUUAAAAAUAUAUUGUGAAGAGGACUGCUUAUCUCGGAGUGAAGAUACUGCGGCUGAAAAGCACUAGUUUGAUAAAAAUUAAAUGACCAAAACCCUCCAACUUUGAAGCCGAAGAAGGUAAAACUCUCCAUUAUUGCAUUACAAGUUGUGGAAUCUCUUGAGUGCAUAGACUGUCUAGUUUUUAUAUAUCAGACUAUUUCUACUGAUGGAGUGCUUCAGGUGGGGGAGGGAAAGUCUUCACCUGUUUUUAUUUGCCUGAUCUAAGUGUCUGAGAAACAGAUCUCCUUUGUUCUCCUAGGCUACAGUGGAAUAACUUUAACAGGGUUUUGGCAUUUCCUUUCCUUUAUAAAACAUGCUCAGCAAACUGCACCAGUUAACUACAGUUUGGUAAAUUGUUAUGUUAACAAUUAUGACAUCUGCAAUGUUUUAUAAAGCAACUAAUUUAAUAAAAUCACUAUUGUGAGGACUUAAA
Molecule: messenger RNA, 1712 nt
Organism: Propithecus coquereli (Coquerel's sifaka)
Lineage: Eukaryota; Metazoa; Chordata; Mammalia; Primates; Indriidae
Gene: EIF3J
Product: eukaryotic translation initiation factor 3, subunit J
Exons: 6
Coding region: 130-759 (209 amino acids)
Cellular component (GO): cytoplasm; eukaryotic translation initiation factor 3 complex
Molecular function (GO): translation initiation factor activity
Source: RefSeq, a predicted model, not a curated record